Messenger RNA from Cryptococcus deneoformans JEC21, 2644 nucleotides. Its product is annotated as cation:cation antiporter, putative. Gene Ontology annotation, biological process: intracellular zinc ion homeostasis; transmembrane transport; zinc ion transport. The transcript is spliced from 14 exons. Gene Ontology annotation, cellular component: Golgi apparatus; membrane. The coding region runs from base 60 to 2579 and encodes 839 amino acids. Gene Ontology annotation, molecular function: zinc ion transmembrane transporter activity. The record is from RefSeq and is a predicted model, not a curated record. NCBI's taxonomy places the organism in Eukaryota, Fungi, Basidiomycota, Tremellomycetes, Tremellales, Cryptococcaceae.
UACAGUUUAUACUUUCCGGCUUUCCAUAUCACCAGCCGCUGCUAGCCUAGGCUCGUACAAUGCAGCCACCCACCACGCCCACUUCCAACCGCCGAUCCCAUUUUCCUUCUUCCCGCCAGUCCUUUUCGGCCGGGUCGGCAGCCAAACCCCGACGAUACCAGAGUCGGCAAAAUUCAUUCUUAAGACUGUUCAUCGGGGCAUUGGCGAUAACUGCUAGCAAAACAUGGGUUAUCGAUAACCAUGGAGGAGAGGGAGGGGGUGCCGGGUGGCUAGUCCUGGCAUACUGGGCCUCAAGAGUGUUUGUUGAAGGAAAGCAAGUGUGGGAUGGAAGAAGACGAAAGGCCUUUCGGUUAGAUGCAACCAGCAAUGGAAUAGGAGUGAAGGAUUACAUACUCUCGAGUUUCAAUUAUGUGCUUCAGUCACUGGCAUUCUUCAUGUCUCUGGGUUCCUUAGGACCCUUCAAGACUUCUAUAAUAGGUAUGACCGGUAGCUUGCUCGCAACAGCGCAGCCCACAACUAUCCGAUCAUUUGGACCUUUACUACCUCUGAUACUAGCCUCUGGCUAUGCUUUUGCCCAACAGCUUUUGCUAAAAGACUUUCAAGCAGUCAUUGUCAUCUUGGUGUUCGCAUUAACCACAUCUGUCAUCCAGGGUCGUUUCCUCGAACCCAAGACAGCUGGCAGUAGAGAGACCAUAGAUGGAAGGCACAGCUUGUAUAGGACCAUUUUAUCUGCUUUGGUUGCUACUGUAUCAGUUAUAGCGCUCUACUUCAUGGGGUUCAUACCCAUACCUGUUCCUGUAUCAUCGACUGCCUCACAACGCUUCGGUUCCUUCGUCGCUGCCUUCCUCGUCAGCAAUAUUCCGCUGUCGUUUGGUCAAAACUCCCCUUCCAGCGCCGGUCUUCGACUCAAAACAUGGCGCGACAAGGCGACCUUCUUGACUUGUAUUCCUAUUCUUCAGUUCUUCGCUUUACAUCCUAUACCCACCACUGUAGAUGUGGUUAUCCUUUUGCCUAUUUCGGUGUUCAGCAUCUGGGCAGAGUCAAUAUUUAAAGCACAACCCGAACUCGCGCCCUCGUGGACGUUUUCCAAUCAUAAUCUCUCCACUGCCAAUCAUUCAUGGUCUUUUCUCUCACUUGUACCCUCCAGAUGGCGGCCUCAUUUUCAGACAAUCAUCAGCACUCCAACUUCAUCGCGCAUAUUCUACUUUCUUCUUCUCAACUUGGCCUAUAUGGGCGUGCAGAUGGGCUAUGGAGUAUUUACCAAUUCCUUGGGCCUCAUCUCUGACGCCAUUCAUAUGCUGUUUGACUGUCUCGGUUUGGGCGUAGGAUUGUGGGCCUCUGUGGCAGCGAUGUGGAAACCCGAUGGGCGAUACACCUUUGGUUAUUCCCGUGUCGAAACCCUCAGCGGAUUUGCAAAUGGGUGUUUUCUUAUUCUCAUUUCAGUUUUCAUCAUAUUUGAAGCCAUACAGCGAGUGUACAACCCGCCGGAAAUGGAGACUCACCAAUUACUGCUCGUUUCGGGGAUAGGGUUGGCCAUCAAUUUGUGGGGAAUGUGGGCUACCGGAGGGCAUCAUCAUCAUGGACAUAGUCACGGACAUGAUCAUGCCCAAGUACACGCUGCACCCAAAGUAGAGGUACACAAACAGGGAGUAUCCCAAAAUGACGCUCAUAAAUAUGAAGAUCAUCAUCUUGAUCUUCACAGUCAUGACCAUCACCACAAACCUAGCGCCUCGUCAAAAGUCAGUCCUCGUCCGGCAUCCAAACUGCAAAAACGCAAAUCCUCUGGUCAGCUCAAGGAUUCUGGUCCAAGCGCAACAACCCCGCAGAAGACGAAUAAUGGGCAUAACCAUGAUGAGCAUUGUUCGCACGACGGUGAAAAGCAUUCACAUUCUCACAAUCACCAUAAAUUGACCCACGAAUCUUCCACUCACAAUGAUGCCCAUGCCCACGAAGACGACUAUGACCACGCACACGCUCAUGGUCACGGUCAUGAUCAUGACCGCGGACAUGAUCAUGCCCAUAGCCAUAACAUGCGGGGCGUAUUUUUGCAUGUUUUAGCCGAUACACUCGGUAGUGUAGGCGUCAUCAUCUCAACUAUCCUCAUCCGAUUUACAGGCUGGACAGGCUUCGACCCUAUCGCUAGUUUAUUUAUUGCUGCCCUCAUCAUGGCGAGUGUAAUCCCGCUAGUCGUUGAUUCCGGCAGGAUCUUAUGCUUGGACGUUGGGGAAGAGAAGGAAAGUGAAAUCCGGAGCGCACUGACCGAGCUGUCGUCCGUGGACGGCCUAGCGAGUUAUGCUGCCCCUCGCUUCUGGCCUCGAUGUGAGGGAGAACUCGUCGGUUCGAUCCACAUCCAACUGGCCCCUUCUCCCUCUUCUUUUGAUCCUACCCGAUUAUCCACACCUCCAAGCAGUUCGCGGCCUCGCAAGGGUGACGCGAUUUAUGCCAACUCUGAAAAAGUGGUGGGGAGGGUGGAAAAAGUUUUGAAGAAGCGGAUAAAAGGUUUGACGGAACUUGUUGUACAGGUUGAAGGGAGCGAAGAGAGGUCGUUCUGUACGUGCAUGACAGGUGGGGAUCAAUAGAUUGUGUUUUUUUGAAUGUUUUCAUCAGUUAUAGCAUAGCAUUGUGAUGCAUUGUCCCGGGCUAG